Molecule: messenger RNA, 4851 nt
Organism: Armigeres subalbatus
Lineage: Eukaryota; Metazoa; Arthropoda; Insecta; Diptera; Culicidae
Gene: PNUTS
Exons: 6
Coding region: 677-4444 (1255 amino acids)
Cellular component (GO): chromatin; PTW/PP1 phosphatase complex
Molecular function (GO): protein phosphatase 1 binding
Source: RefSeq, a predicted model, not a curated record
UUCAGAAAGAUUUUAGCGCUUGGUGAGUUAUGACGUGUUUACGAUUGUGUUUGAGAAGUAGAUAUUUCACUGAAGGCUAGCAAAAAUUGGAUUUCAGGCAAUUUUCCUCCAUCUUGCCCCAGUCUCAUUUAUCGUUUUUACCAUUAUUUCGAGUGAAUCGGCCAUCGAACAAAGUUAAUUCGCGUUUAUUUCGUGGUUUCUCGCAGAUCUACCACAACGGCACGGGGUAAAAAUCAUGAUUAUGAUUUUUCAUGGAAAUCAGUAAUUUUCAUAUGUCGCAGUGGUCAUCGUCGACGCCGCCAUCUUAGAAACCAUGCCUUGCGGAGAAGAACAUUCGAGAAAAUUCCACUUUUACGUUGUGGUGGCAGCCAAGUAAAAUAAAAUAAAGGCUGCGAAAAUUGGUAAAACGGACAUAUAGAAUACAUUAUGGACUGUUAAUCGUAGUUCGGGAAAAAUCUAAUUUAUUAGUGGACGGCAGGAGAUUUCUAAGGAUUUCGAUUUUGAGAAUCGAAAAAAAGACGCAAACAUACUGCGGAGAAAAAUCGCGAAGAAAAUACGUGGUGAACAGGAAGCAGAAGUGACAGCUCUUCGAGGCGAUUGACACUAGAUUGCAUACAAGUUACUGAAAUAAAGCUGUAACAUUUGUAAGGGUUCCUGAUUUUUGCUCUGGAUAAAAAUGCCACGGAUAGACCCUUUGAAACUUUUGGUGUGCCUUAGUGUGCUAUUGGCCCCAAACGGUGGUAUUCGGAGUGCCAAUGAAGUUAAACGGCUUGCUAAUUUGAUGGCCAAGUUCUCCAAAAAACUCGUGUCCAAGUGUAUUUACAUACAAAUUCUAAAAUGCACUGAAACAGAACUGCUGGGACAGUUUAUGGCGGCCGGUGGGUGGUCCUUGGUGCACAUGUGGCUUGCCGAUGGGAUCACUACCAAGAAUUGGCCAUUGAUACAAGAACUGUUGGAGCUGCUGCUGUGCUGUCCAGUGGAUGUCGAACGGCUGAAGAGCAACACCGCUCCCAAGCUGGUCAAAACUUUAUCCAAAGAUAGCACACAUGAGGGAGUUCGUCUACUUGCAUCCAAGCUUGUUGAACAAUGGCUCAAGAUAGCACGUAAUGAUAUUCGUUCAGGCCAACAACAAUCACAAUCAUCUUCUCAAUCGACGUUGGCAACACCAUCAUCCAGUUUGGACGAUUCGUCUACGAAUCCGGAUAAGCAACAUGAAGAGCAAGAUGCAUUGCAGGACGUACAAACAGAGGUUGUCAAUGCACCCCACGAAGAGGUAUUGGAUGAGACUAUUGUCGAAGAUGAACAAGAGGUCUUACCGGAAACCGAUCCGUUGGGAACUUCUAGUGCGGAAACCAUUGAAAAUGGAUCAAUUGAAGAGGAUUCGGAGGAAAAACAAGACGAAGAAGAUGUAGCAGAAACGAAGAAAGCUUUCAGCGAUGCAGUAGCAGAGAGCAACGACAAGAAGACUCCACUGUUAUUCAAAAUUACAAUGAAAAAUGGCAAACAAGUGUUGGCAAAGGUCGAAUCCCCGACUAAGAAAAAUGAUGCAUCUGUGAGGGACGAUGAAGAUGAGGUAGAGAAGGACGAAGAGGAUGAUAACAAAGAUGAUGUUAAAGAAGAUAACAAGAUGGAAACAGUUGAAGAAAAAAAUGUGCCGGAAGUUGAGCUAACGGACUCUGCGGAAUCGGUGAACAAAAGUGAUUUAGAUAACUCUAUGAAGGAUGAGAAGAAAGAAAGUGAAGUGGAUGUUGAAAAGAGUAAAGAUAGAAGGAAAAGUGACGAAAAAGAGCGAAGUAAAGAUUGUAGAGAUAAGGGUUCCUCUAAGGAUAAAGAUAAACAUCGGGAUAAGGAUAGGGACAAGAAAUCUAGCAGUAGUAGCCAUAGGUCGUCAUCGUCUAAGUCUUCUUCGUCUUCUUCAUCUUCGAAGCAUAACAGUAGCAGUAGUAAAAGCAAAUCCUCAAGUUCAAGUUCUAGUAGCAAGAGUUCAACUUCCAACUCCAGCUCCCGAGACAAGGAAAAGGAUAGACACAACAGCAGCAACAGCAGUAGUAGCAGCAGCAGCAAGCAUCAUCACAAAAGUUCAUCGUCCUCAAAAUCAUCCAGCAGCUCUAAAAGCAGCAGCAGUAGUUCGAGUGAUAAACAUCGCGAACAUAAAGACAAAUCUAGUCAUUCCAGCAAAGAUAAGGAUUCGAAGCUGUCUUCUCCGUCGAGUAGUAAGGUGGAUAAAUCAUCUAAAAAAUCAAAAGAUGCAUCUGAUGAGCGGCUAGCAGGUGCUUCAGAGGAUAUCAAGGCCUCGCCAGGAAACACUAAGAAGGCUUCAAUUUCGAUCGAAGUUCGCAACGCUGAGCAUCGUCCGAAGACGGUGAAAACAUUCAACUCACAGUUCCGAUCCCAUGGCCUGAUUGAGGAAGCUCCUCCGCCGCCGUCAAGAAAGGGUUUGAAAAAACCAUCGACAACGCCAGCGGUGAUAGGUUCAACCGCUACCGGAACAGUUCAUCAAAACAAGCGACCAUCGCCGCCCCCAUCUUCCAAGGAGGGACCUCCAGAGAAGAAGGCUCGCGAGGAGCCUGCCGAUCGUCCUGGUGCAAUAAAAUUGAUUCCACCGAAAAGGCAACCAUCCCUUAUAGAGUCGGAUAUGUUCAUGGAUGCGCUAUCCGCUACGCUCAAAAAAGAUGUAAAGAAACGCAAACGGAAACUUAGUGGGUCGGAUCAGGGCAAACAUCACGAUCCCAAAUCUCCUGCUACACCAACCACCCCAACUACACCGACAACCCCUACCCCCGACAAAACACCGAUCAUUGCUAAGGCAGCAUCACCGGAAAAGUCCAUUCUCCCGUCACCGCCAACAAGUCCAAAAGCAGAAAACCAGUCCGCCACAACACAAGAUGUGCCGGUUGCAGCCGCACCCACCUCACCAGUUCCAGCAGAGCCUAGCUCACCGUCGAAGGUAGUUGUGGCGCCAAUGUCAUUCUACCGCGACACGCUCGCGGACACUGAAGACGUAGCCGAGGUCAAAAAAGAACUUCCGGAAGAAAAGAAGGAAACAGAAGAAGUAACAGCGCCUCAGGAAGGUGAGGAAAUAAAAUCCGAAUCUAUUCCGGAGACGCCGGCUGAACCGGACGAUGAUGACGAAGACGACAUCAUUAAGAGACCGAAACGAUUAAAAUGUGCGAUCAUUGACGACGAUGAAGGUGACGAUAAAACUAAUCUGGUCGAUUCCGUUAGCGAUGAUGUAGCGAAGAAGAUGGAAGAGGAACUUCCAGAGAAAAAGCUUCCUGGUCCAGGUUGUGGGCCGAACGGUCCACCAGGAGUAUUGGUGAUCCAUCGACGCAAGGGUCCGAAAAAGCAGUUGAAGUGGAAAGCUCAGGAAGAACUUGAGGAAGUUCGAUACUUUGAACUCGACGUUACCGAACGAUGCAACGUGACCAGAACCUUCACUGAUCUUAAACACAUGGAACGUGUCGAUGAACGAAACAAGUACAUGCUGGCUAGGAAGGUGAACACCGACGAUAUGAUGAUGGAACGAACACCCUGGUUACCGCUGAUUGUCAUCGAUAACGUUCCGCCCCAUCCCGAAGGUGUCAACAGUCAAGAGAGACGCCUCCAGCAGAAUCGUGAACGAACUGUCCUGCAAGCUUUGUAUUUCAAUCGGCAUAUGAUCCCCGACUCCCCUGCCGAACCGGACGUCGAAGUGUACUCGAUCUCCGAACCCACUCAUAUCCCUAUGGACGAUGUUACCGGUAAUCCAGAUUCGGUAAACGAUUUCACCAAUAUGCCUUGGCCGGAACCGAAGUCUACUCCCCCUCACGAGUCUGCCGGGUUCAAUUCCCCAUUCUUCCCCGGCGCAGCAAACGAUUUCCCAUCGUUUAUGAACAACAGUAACUGGGAUCUGCCUGGCAUGAAUCCCGGUUCGCUGCCAGGCAUGUUCCCGCCAGGCAGGAUGGGCCAAGGAAUGCCACCAAUGGGCGGAAACAACGGUCCCCCCGGUGGAGCUCCUCCAAUGAUGCGACAGAUGAAUAUAAACCAUAAUAUGCCACCGAACAUGGGAGGGCCAAAUAUGGGAAACCCGCACCCGAACAUGUUCCAAAACAACUUUGUUCGGGGACCCCAUCCGAUGCAGCACAUAAAUGAUCGAGAAGAUGAGAACUUCCGAAAUGGUCCUCCACCUCCACCUGCGUGGUUCGGCGGCAACAACAACAACAAUGGUGGAAACAACCGUGUCCCACCACCCCAUCAAGGUAACUUCAACAACCGCAGUGGCAGUGGUGCUGGCAGCGGUGGUAACGUGGAUCGAUUCGGUGGAAACCGAAGAGAUGGUGGCAACUGGAAUAAUAAUCGUGACCAUGAUCGAGGUGGACCGCGCGGUGGCAACUAUCGACCUCCGUGGUUGAACAACAAUCGUGGUAAUCAAAACAACCAUCGUGGCGGAGGCCGGAAAUGGUAGAAUCAACAAACCCCAAGUGAUAGUGUAUGAUAAUAGUGUAGCAAAACAAAACAAUUGAAUUAUGAGCUUGUUUUAAAGCACAUACCUUUCUCUAGACUGGUAACUAGACACAUCGACAGAACUAUAAGGCAGGAUUCGAUUUAACAGCAUUUUAUUCUUAUGUACGAUUAAGUCUGAAAAGCUACUUGUGUAAACCUAGAAGGUACAAAUCAGUUACGCAAGCCUGAUAGUUGUAAUUCUUUGUAAUAUAAUUUUUUUCUUUAGGUUUAUAAGGGUUUCAUAUGAAUGAUUCAAUAAACGUUUAGGAUUAUUUCAGAAGUGUAAAUAAAAUGCGUAAGAAAUAUUAUGAAUUUGUUGUAUGUCUAUUGUUUGUUUAUAAUAUAAGUAAUGACAUUUGAAAAACAAAA